This is a messenger RNA of Mustela lutreola (European mink), 1130 nucleotides long. It is a transcript of the gene NUDT22, whose product is annotated as nudix hydrolase 22. Bases 295 to 1068 code for a protein of 257 amino acids. The record is from RefSeq and is a predicted model, not a curated record. Gene Ontology annotation, molecular function: GDP-mannose hydrolase activity. The transcript has 4 exons. Lineage: Eukaryota; Metazoa; Chordata; Mammalia; Carnivora; Mustelidae.
GGGAGGACCCUGGGAUUGGGAGAAAUGGGGAUAGAUGGGUGACUGGACUCAGGACCUCUGGGUGGUAGAGAUGCACGGGAGUCCUGGGGAUGUCAGGCAGCAGGAAUCUCGGGGCUCUUGCUGGGAUAAGACACUCUCCUGCCCAGGGAGAGGUCAGAGGGGAUCAGAAGGGCUGGGGGAGCCCUAAGGAGGUCUGUGGCCCAGGGGGCCAGCUGCUUGGCUCAAGGAUCGCUGUGGGGCUGUCGGGGUGACGGUCCCGGCUGUGUCCUCCCCCAGAGUGGCCCUGUCCAGAUCAUGGACCCUGAGGUGUCUUUGCUGCUGGGGUGCCCCCCAGGUGGGCUGCCAGAGGAGCAGGUACAGGCUGAGCUGAGCCCAGACCAUGACCGUCGCCCACUGCCAGGAGGGGACAAGGCCAUCGCUGCCAUCUGGGAGAGCCGGCUACAGGCUCAGCCCUGGCUCUUUGACGCCCCCAAAUUCCGUCUGCACUCCGCCAUCUUGGCCCCCACUGGCUCACAGGGACCACAACUGCUCCUGCGCCUGGGCCUGACUUCCUACCGAGACUUCCUGGGCACUAACUGGGCUGGCUCAGCGGGGCAGCUGCAACAACAGGGCGCCACUGACUGGGGUGACAAGCAAGCCUACCUGGCAGACCCGCUGGGGGUUGGCGCCAUGCUGAUCACAGCAGAUGACUUCUUUGUCUUCCUGCGUCGCUCUCGGCAGGUGGCAGAGGCACCUGGGCUGGUGGAUGUGCCCGGGGGGCACCCUGAGCCUCAGGUGAACGUGCCACUGUCCACUCUGAGCCAGCCACUGCUGUUGGGCAUUGCCCGCAAUGAGACCAGUGCCGGCCGCGCCAGUGCUGAGUUCUAUGUCCAGUGCAGCCUGACUUCUGAGCAGGUGAAGAAGUACUACAUGGGUGGGGGAGCUGAGGCCCACGAGUCUACAGGAAUCAUCUUUGUGGAGACACAGAGGGUACGGAGGUUGCAGGAGACCGAAAUGUGGACUGAGCUCUGCCCGUCGGCUAAAGGUGCUAUCUUCCUCUACAACCAAGUCCGGGGAAGUCCCACCUGAGUCGCCCGAGGGUCCCCAACCCUAGCACGACUUGGAAGACAAUAAAGGGCUUUAUUCUUGGA